GUUAAAAGCACUGAGUUUACUCGGUAGUCAAUUCGUGAGCUCGUCCAGGGGGUGGGAUGGUGCCACUGGCACUUUUGACCUCCCAACGCUAGGGGACGCUGUGCUUCCCCUGUGGCGUCUUCGGAAAUGGUGGUUCAUUGCGCAUGCGCACUCGGGGCUUUCGUGUUUUUUUUUUCCCCCCUCCGUCCCCACGUGUGAAACUUCCCACCAACAUUUUGGGGCGAAAUGCCCAAAAUCAAGGCGGCCCGUGGGGCCGGAGGCCUGGAAAAACAUGCCCCGCUGGCCGAGCAGAUCCUGGCUGGGGACGCGGUGCGCCCAGGGGCCCGGGCUAAGAGGCGGGGUCGCGGAACUGGAGACGAGGACGAAGAGUAUGUGGGACCCCGGCUCACCCGGCGGAUUUUGCAGCAAGCGCGGCAGCAGCAGGAGGAGCUCGAAUCAGAGCAUGGCACUGGGGGCAAACCCGCGGCGCCGCGGGAGCGCACCACGCGGCUGGGCCCAGGAAUACCCCAGGAUGGAUCAGAUGAUGAGGAAUGGCCCACCCUGGAGAAGGCUGCCACGAUGACUGGGCCAGUCCACCAUGCAGAGGUGGUUGUGGACCCUGAGGAUGAGCGUGCCAUUGAGAUGUUCAUGAACAAGAACCCUCCUGCCAGGCGUACCCUGGCUGACAUCAUCAUGGAGAAGCUGACUGAGAAGCAGACAGAGGUUGAGACGGUCAUGUCAGAGGUGUCGGGCUUCCCUAUGCCACAGUUGGACCCCCGGGUCCUGGAGGUUUACAGAGGGGUCCGGGAGGUGUUGUCUAAGUACCGUAGUGGGAAGCUUCCAAAGGCGUUUAAGAUCAUCCCUGCACUUUCUAACUGGGAGCAAAUCCUCUAUGUCACAGAGCCGGAGGCCUGGACUGCAGCUGCCAUGUACCAAGCCACAAGGAUUUUUGCCUCUAACCUGAAGGAACGCAUGGCCCAGCGCUUCUACAACCUCGUCCUGCUCCCCCGGGUACGAGAUGACAUAGCUGAAUACAAACGGCUCAACUUCCACCUCUACAUGGCACUCAAGAAGGCCCUGUUCAAGCCAGGAGCCUGGUUCAAAGGAAUCCUGAUCCCACUGUGUGAGUCGGGCACCUGUACCCUCCGGGAAGCCAUCAUCGUGGGUAGCAUCAUCACCAAAUGUUCCAUUCCUGUGCUGCACUCCAGUGCAGCCAUGCUGAAAAUAGCCGAAAUGGAAUACAGCGGGGCCAACAGCAUCUUCCUGCGGCUGCUGCUGGAUAAGAAGUACGCGCUGCCCUACCGCGUGCUGGAUGCCCUGGUCUUCCACUUUCUGGGUUUUCGGACAGAGAAGCGCGAACUGCCCGUGCUCUGGCACCAGUGCCUUCUGACUUUGGCCCAGCGUUACAAGGCAGACCUGGCCACAGAGCAGAAGGAGGCCCUUCUGGAACUGCUCCGCUUGCAGCCCCAUCCACAAGUGUCCCUCGAGAUCAGGCGUGAGCUUCAGAGCGCAGUCCCCCGGGAUGUGGAAGAUGUUCCCGUUACCAUGGAGUGAGGAAACAGUCCCUCACCCUGGCCUGAGUGCCAUGGGAGGACAUCAGGACCCCUGUUGGUGACUAAAGAGGACAGUGAGCCUUGAGAGCUGAAGUUCCAGAUCAGGGCAAUGAGAGGCCACGGGCAGCUGUGACUUCCUAGUACGUGGCAGAAAGGACUGAGGGUCUGCCUGGCUCCCUCUUUCUUUCUCGGCCUGAGUCCCUAUUCCGUUUUGAGACCUGACGUGGGGAUUCUGCUCCCCAGCUGGGGCUAGAAGUAAGUACUUCAUCUCAGGCUGCUGUGUCAAGUCACUGAGGUGUAGAAAAAAACAAUGGCAAAUGUUUAUUGAA
This is a messenger RNA of Talpa occidentalis (Iberian mole), 1861 nucleotides long. RefSeq names its product bystin like (gene BYSL). The coding region runs from base 226 to 1533 and encodes 435 amino acids. The transcript has 7 exons. Gene Ontology annotation, molecular function: snoRNA binding. Gene Ontology annotation, biological process: rRNA processing. The record is from RefSeq and is a predicted model, not a curated record. Gene Ontology annotation, cellular component: cytoplasm; nucleolus; preribosome, small subunit precursor. Lineage: Eukaryota; Metazoa; Chordata; Mammalia; Eulipotyphla; Talpidae.